Molecule: messenger RNA, 9717 nt
Organism: Bombus pyrosoma
Lineage: Eukaryota; Metazoa; Arthropoda; Insecta; Hymenoptera; Apidae
Gene: sev
Product: proto-oncogene tyrosine-protein kinase ROS
Exons: 21
Coding region: 744-8558 (2604 amino acids)
Biological process (GO): positive regulation of kinase activity; protein phosphorylation; multicellular organism development
Cellular component (GO): membrane; signaling receptor complex
Molecular function (GO): ATP binding; protein binding; transmembrane receptor protein tyrosine kinase activity
Source: RefSeq, a predicted model, not a curated record
GACAUUAACAACAACCACGUCAGGCUCUUACAGUGAGGGCCUCGUGACUCAAAACGUCACAGGUGAUUCGAAACAGCGUGGAAUCCUACUUUAUCACCGGGAAGCCUUUUGUUUUGAAUUCGUACACGAGAAGUGCCUGGACGAUAAUCCAAUUUUUUAGCACCGGAAAAAGAAAACGAUGGAAAUCGUUCGGAUUUUUAGUCGUUGACAUUUGCAUCGGUGGAUAUUUUCAGUGACAAUUGUUAAACCGAACACGCAAAUGUAUAUUGGUAACUUUAAACAUAGUGAAUGUACGAUCGACGUAGUAAAGCGUGUAUUGGAACUACGAUUUAUGUGCCACAUUAGGGGCCUUGGAAGUUUCUUGUCAAUUAUCGAUAGAAACAAUAAUAAGAAGGAUAGUGAAGGGUAAUUUAUUCGAUUUGAAGAUUUUCAAGAUCGGAGUGCUGGUGUGUGACAUUUCAUGGAAGAAAUCGAGUUGUACAUCGUCCGACUAUUAGUGUGAAAAGUUGGGAUUUCGCUCGAAGAACAGUAAUCGUCGAAAGAAGGUUGGGAUUCCUCGUGUUCGAGGAUCGAUGUGGAAGAAUGCGGAGGAAGGAGGCUUGAUUCGUGUUUCGAAGCUUUUUCUAAGGUCGUGGAGGUCGUCCGGAUCCAGAGAACAAUGACGAUCGACGGUUAAGGGAAUUGCUGCGAGAAUUCCGUGGAGGGUGAUCGAGGGUUCGUUUCACCGGGGGGUUGUUGAUAUUAUGUUAGCAACGGGAUUAUGUGCGUUUCUGAAGGUGUUGGCGAUGGCGGGAAGCGUCACGGCGCUUCUGCCGGAAGACUUCGAAGAUCCAGCUGCUCCAGCCAACCUGCAAGAAGAAUGUGCCUCGAAAUGCCCGGAUCUCGAUUUAAAUCAGAAUCGAACGGACGACUCGAGUUCGGAGGUGGGAUGUGGCAUACGAUGCAAGAUCGACCAGUGCACAAAAGGCUGCGGAGCGUGGCAACGAGCACUCGACACGAGCUGUCAAGCCGUCUGCAAUGGAACGCAAGAAUUGCUACCACCCAAAGAAUUGUACUGUGUCCUGGGUUGUCACGACGCGCUCAACCGUUACUUUCAACAAUUAAAAGCGGAAAUAGGUAUUCCAUCGGCACCAGCUUUGGUGGCGGACUCGCUAACCGCGACUUCCCUGCGACUCGAAUGGAAAGGAAUAGACAUCGAAAGACGCGGCGGAGGCAUAUCGUACUUAGUGCAAUGGAGGUACGAGGAGCUGGCUGAGACCUGGCAAUAUUGUAGAAAUCAAUCGUGGGGAGAGGAUGAUCAGAUUUUAGUUGAAAAUUUGCAACCUUACACGAAAUACAGGUUUCGCGUAGCGUUACUGUUAAAAUCGUCUCAACACAAUCCGGAGCCUAUCGUUUCCGCUCCGAGCGUCGUGAUACGAACGUUGGCUGCCGGUUUACCAACCUCAGCACCGGUAAUUGUAAGAGCGGUGGCGGUAGACAGCUGCCGCGCCUCUGUGUCUUGGGAACCAGGCCCUUUCCCGAAUGGGCCACUUUUGUCUUAUGUCCUGCGUCUGCAAGGGGCUGAUCACUCCCAGCUUAAGGACAUACCGGCCUCCGAAAACACGGACCACUACAUGUUCCAAAAUCUCGAGCCGAAUAAGAAUUAUUCGAUUAGCGUGACCAUGAGGAACGGGGUUGGAGAGGGGCCACCUGCGGUAACUUGCGUCAUGACCACUCCAGAACCGGCUGUGAAAGACACGCAACAACCUAUUUUAAUUCUCGGAGGUCAGCACGUGGUUAUGAAACAAGAUGCGGACAUGUUGGACGAUCCUAGCGUGGUUUACGAAAAUACGAGCACGAUUCGAGGAGUGGCGAUUCACGUGGCUUCCGCUCGGCUCUUCAUUUCCGAUUCAUUGGGAUACGUAUACAGAACGUCCAUCACGAAACGAACGAAACCAACGGUGAUACUCGGCCCGAGUCAGGCGAACUUUAAACCUCUGAGUUUAUCGGUCGAUUGGCUGAACCUACACUUGUACAUUCUGGGCGAGGUGAAACACGCGACAACGGUUUGGCAAAUUGCUAGAUGCAAUCUGGACGGAAGAGGUUUGACAGUGGCCGUGGCUGGCUUCUUGACGCGACCCACGCAUAUCGAGGUAGACCCGUACAAUGGUUACUUAUUCUGGGUCACCAGGGGCGGUUUGUACCGAUUGGAUCUGGCUGACAUAAGCAACGGAGUGAAGCACGAGGUUCAGCCGUAUUUAAUUCUCGAAGACGCUAAUUUAGGAGCGUUCACCGUCGAUCACAGCAACUUCCGUCUUCUCGUUCCCCAUCACAUCCGAAAUACUGUAAUAUCUGUCUCCCUGGAUGGUCGUGAAGUUGUAAAUCUUCGCGCCAACACGCAGCAACCAAAAUUCAAGAACGUAGUCUCGUUAGCCAUGGCGAACGGCUUGUUUUAUUGGACGAACGGCGAGGAGGUAUUGAUAGAAGGAUAUCACUCGGGACAAAACAGAUAUUUUCACAAUGCUUACCCCGAUAGGUCGAACGGUUCAUUUGUCAGUGUCAAUGUACUUAUGGACGCGAGCCAGCCAGUUCCUGUCCCCGUGAAUCCUCCUACGGGCGUGCAAGCUGUCCUUGGUGUGGAGAGGGCGAAAGUUUCUUGGCAGGCGCCUCAUUUAUUGGGCGGCCAGGGCAAAGGAGCCUGGCAAAAUUGGUCUUACGAAUUGGAGAUCAAAGACGAGUCUACCGGAGAGACGAUCCAUCAGAAGGAUAUCGCUGGAUCGUCUCAUACCGUGCACAAUCUUCGAGAGAAAUCAGAGUACUCGAUUAAGGCGGCGGCUUACACGAGCGCUGGCAGAGGACCCUGGUCAACCGAGUUCAGGGGUCGAACCUUGAGGGACGGAUCACACGCAUCCAUUUUGUGGUCCGCAAACGAGGGUCUCCUAAGAAGCGACGUAACCGGAGAGAAUAUCGAUACUUUGAUCUAUAAAGCGGGCUUGAAGGAGACAGAGGUUGAUUAUCACAUCGUUGAUGUCAGCUGGUACAAGGACAUUCUGUACAUCGUAGGAAACAAUUCUGCGUUGUAUCGGUACAAUAUUACGAGCCAUCAAAAGACGAAGAUGAAUAUUCACUCUGUCGGGAGCGUUGCUGUCGAUUGGAUAUCGAAAAAAUUGUACUGGGCUAAUCCGAAGCAACAAAUAAUAACAAGAGCAAAUUUGAAUGGAUCUCAUCAGGAGCCCAUGUCGAUUCUGGCCAUCGUUAAGGAAUUGAUGAUCGAUUCUUUGGAAGCGUACCUGUAUUGGUCAACCGGCCACGCCGUUGAAGUGGCUCGUUUAAACGGACAAGACAGAAGAUACUAUCAUUCGGAUGAAAUAUUUAACGGGAAACAAGUGAUGGGGUUAACGUUGGACACAGAGAACAGAUACGUUUAUUGGAUCGUCCGAAGCUACGAAAGUGGAUCCAUCGUUUAUCGAGCGCCAACGUCUGAAAGAAUUUCGAUGAGUCAUAAAAUCGUGCCUGAGAAGGUCUCAGCACUGCAGUACCCAAACAUGCAAGGCCCUUUAUGCUAUUUCUCGGAGCAUCUUCUGUGGCUUCAAGACGACCGGAACGCGGUGAUAGGCGAUCUGUCUGGCCAAAACACGGCCAUAAUAAACGGUAUCAGCUUGUCAGGCCUUCACAUGGUGGCCGUCAUGGAUCCGGCGCUUCAUCAAUAUCCAAAGAAUCUUACAUCAGAAACCGUAGCUGUAUUACCAAACGCCGUAAACUAUAGCAGUAUUAGAGUAGAAGGCACCUGGAGGAACUUCAACAUAUCCUGGGACCCGGUGGAGAAUAUCAAUUACGGAACUGUCUUCUACGAAGUGAAAUUCGCGGAUUAUAUCAAUACCAAUUCGAACCCGGAGAUAACGACGGAAACCUCGAUGCCUUAUAACAAUUCCGAACAGAUUUUGCCUUAUUCGGUCCUGGAGGUGACUGUGAAAGCCUUCACGUAUUGGGAAACGGCACACCACACAAGGAAGAUACUCAGGUCGCCACAAAGCGUCCCCAGCCAGCCAACGAAUCCUAGAGCGUUUAUAGAGUUUCGCAAAGAACCACUGAGCGAAAAUGUCGACAUAUUUGCGAUAUUCAGGUGGGAUCAACCCGAGUUCACGAAUGGUCUGAUCACCGGAUACACGGUUCAGUGUUGGUUUAAAGAGAACAACGUCGAGAUGCAAAUCUGCGAUCAGUCGCUUAUUCCAUCCACGUUGUUAGAGCACACCGUUCAAGACCUGUUGCCAAACACGACGUAUUACUUUCAAGUUCGAGCUCAUACGGAAAUUGGCGCCGGACCAUACACCGACGUGAUCAGCGUUUCGACGAUUUAUGAAAAUCCGAUACCGCAACUGCUGGUCGCCACGAUGGACGCGGUUCGAAUAUCCGAUUUGGAUCAGGAAAUGAACUAUACCGUUACUCGGCACAUCGCGGUUGAAGUGACGUAUCUGGCCGCGGAGAGCAAAAUUUACUGGAUCAACGAAAUGCAGGAGUUGGUAACCUCGGACUUGGAUGGGGUAAACGCUACUAAAAUAUUGACGUUGAACAACAGCGCAUUUAGCAUAACUGUCGAUUGGGUGGCGAGACAUCUUUACUGGUCCGAAUCCAGCUAUCGAGAAAACGGUGGAUGUAUCAUGAAGUUAGACUUGACCAUGUGGCAAGCUGGAAUUCUUAAAUACGAGAACAUCGUUACGACGAGCAGACGUAUCGUGAAUCUCGAUAUAUUACCAUCUACUGGAUCGUUGUACUGGAUAGAACAAACUAAGAAAGAUGGCGGAGUAAUAAUGCGGUCGAAUUUGAGCGGCAGUGAUAUUCAACCGUUCUUCGAUCAUAUAGACGAUUGUUCCUGCCCUUACAGGCCAUCCGUGAUUCCUGUGAUGACGAUCGAUAGCACCGAUUAUCAGAAACCAGUCAUGUACUGGAUUUCUUUGGAAGGUCACCUAAACAGCGCCGAUAUCGACGGAUGUAAGUGCAAUCUGAUAGUAAGCGCAGGUUUCAACAAAGGAUUACCAGCAAGAUCGUUGACCGUCGACAAGAUGAACAUCUAUUGGUCCAACAUUCCGGAAGAUCAAAUUUAUUUUGUAAAUAAAAAAUAUCCCGAUGACGAGCAGAUCAAGCACUUCUAUUUACCAUCUGUACGAAGCAUCAAAGCCCUUGGGAAAUCUCUGCAAACGUAUCCGAUCACCAACUGUUUGAUUCCCCGUCAAGACUCCUACAACGUGGAAGAAGCGAGAAAAACAGCAAGUAGCAUUACCGUGAGACUUCCCGAACCGGUUCCUCAAUUUGGCUGCGAAGGAUACAGCUUACCUACGACGCUAUACACGAUAUACGUGUCUCAAUGUCUAGAGAAUGAUCCAAAUAUGUGCGAGGACAGCGACAGAACAAAGUUGCAGACUUACGAGAAGGAAUACGAAAUAAAGGAUUUGAAGCCUUUCACGAAAUACAGACUGAAACUGGCCUUGAGCAACUAUUACGCUGAUUCAGAGUCGAUGAGUUUAGAGUUUGAUUCUGGUGUCGUGUUACGAACCGAAGCUGGCGCUCCUACAGCUCCGGAGAACGUAACCGUGGAAGCUCUGACACCAACUUUGGCUAUCGUCUACUGGAUGCCACCGAAGAUAUUAAAUGCCGCAGCUGUACGAUACGAGGUACAUUGGAGAUUGGUCCGAUUAAUAAACGGAGCACGACAAAAGGGAGAACAAUUUAUAAAGGGCACCGAACGCACAACCGAUGGAAGAUUCUUCACCAUGUUGGAACCGUGGCUACCUGAUCAGGAGUAUCUAGUGUUCGUUCGCGCUUAUCCUGCCCACGUUAACGAUGUAUACAGCGAAAGUUCCGGUCAAGUAGUCAAGAUGUACCCAGAACCGAAUAAUUUGACGUUAACAGGGGUUAGCGUGAACAGCUUGAACGUAUCCUGGGUACCAACAGUGGAUUUGAUGGUCAAAUACACGCUGGAAUACAAAGAUGUUGCUGUAGAAAAUUGGCAAGAGGCAAAUGACUUUACGAUGGAAAACGACAAAGUGACAUAUUUCAUCAGGAAGUUGCAACCACGAACUUUGUACAAAUUUCAUCUGCUUCUGAGAUAUCCAAAUUAUAAAAAAGAUUUCGUGUGGCCGACAGAUGGGAGGUUCACGUUUCAAACGUUAGGUGAUGUACCGAGUGCUCCGGGUAUGCCAACGGUAACCAAACUCCGUAACUCUGUGUACCAAUUGAAUUGGGAACCAGCGCAAGCUCAUGGCUCGCAGAUCACGUUGUACCGUGUCGAAGGGAUGAAGAUCAAUGAAAUUAACGAGCAAAUAGACUCCACCGGGAACGCGAGCUGGAAGUUGUAUUACAAUGGGACGGACAAUUAUUGGAUAAUCACGGGAGACAUGGACGACAAGUAUCGGUUUCGUAUUCAAGCUAGAAACGCGUACGGUUUCGGUAGUUGGAGCAGAUCCAGCGCGAUCAUUGAUUUAACCGAAGCCACCGGUGGAAUAUUAGCGGCUCAACAACACCUUGAUUUAGUGUUGGGACUUAGCGUCCCUGUUAUCACUAUUAUGCUCAUUUGCUUCUGUUAUUUCCUUUGCCCAGUGUACCGGCAGCGCAAAGAUGAUAAAAAGGCGGUUUUACCUCCGUUAGUGAGCGACGUCGAGUUAGCGACGCUUCGGGAGAUACCACGCGGAAAUUUCGUUCAAUCGAACGCGUUGUACGCGUCUACCUUGCAGAACGAUCCGGACGAUUCUACGCUUCCUAAAAUCAGAAGGGAACAGAUUACCUUAGCCAAGUUUUUGGGUAGCGGAGCCUUUGGAGAAGUAUUUCAAGGGAAUGCGAAGGAUUUGGAGAGACCAGGAGUUACACCAGUCGCGAUCAAAACGUUGCGAAAGGGCGCCUCGGCCCAGGAAAAGACAGAGUUCCUUCAAGAAGCUAGACUCAUGAGUCAUUUUCGACAUAAACACGUGUUAAGACUUUUGGGAGUCUGUUUAGAUACGGACCCACCGUUAUUGGUGUUGGAAUUGAUGGAAGCUGGAGAUUUACUGAGUUAUUUAAGGGCGAGUCGAUCUCUGCAACCAUCGGAUCCACACGCGUUACGCCUGCAAGAUUUGCUCGCCAUGUGCGAGGAUGUAGCAAGGGGAUGCCGUUAUUUGGAGGAGCUCCAUUUUGUACAUAGAGAUCUCGCGUGUAGAAAUUGUUUGGUAUCUGCCAGAGAUCGAGAGAACCGUGUCGUCAAGAUCGGUGACUUUGGACUGGCCAGAGAUAUAUACAAGAACGAUUAUUAUCGAAAAGAAGGAGAAGGAUUGCUUCCUGUUCGAUGGAUGGCACCUGAAUCGUUAGUGGACGGUGUAUUCACUUCACAGAGUGAUGUCUGGGCAUUUGGUGUAUUAAUGUGGGAAAUCACGUCCUUGGGGCAACAACCGUAUCCUGCUAGAACAAAUAUCGAAGUAUUACACCAUGUACGCGCAGGUGGAAGAUUACCCAAAUCUCUAAAUUGUCCACCUGCUUUACAUCAGCUCAUGUUACGUUGUUGGAGCGUUGCUGAUGCUAGACCGAGCUUUAAAGUUUGCCUCGAAAAUAUAGUUAGUCUUCGAAGUACCAUAGAGGAUGCACAACUGAACCCGGUUCAUGCUGGUCAUUAUUUAGCUAGAAGAGGCGUCUCUAACAUGGCUUACUUUGCUGACGAGAACCAAAAUCAUAAUAAUUCAGGGAAUUCUUGGAAAUCCAGCAGCUCAGAAGGCAGUCGAGAUAUGCAACCGUUCCUUCAGAAUUCCCAUAAUGCGACACUUACAUCACAAUCGAAUGAAGUACCGAAAUAUUUAGAAUUGUUAGCGGAUAACGAAGAUAUCAUUCUAAGGGAAAAUUCAACAAACGGAUACGAAGUGCCUCGGUCGAUUCAUAUCUCCGAUCAAAAUUUAACCAAUAUGAAUAAAGCUAGUACAAACGUAGAUGUAAAGAGCAAUUUGCAUUCUGAUGCGCCACAAGAACAUAAGGAUGCUUCGAAUGAUGCGAAAGAACAACCAGAAAGAAAGUGUGAUAAGAGAUCGUCGAUAUCUAGUUUGAAUUUACCAGAACGUAAAAGAGCAUCGAUCACGAGCAUGACUGAGAAAUGUAACACUUUAGAUAGUUCAAAAUUAACUAAUCCUACGAUUAAAGCGAUUUUAAAAAGAGAAUCCUUUACAUCAUUGACUGAUCAGCGGAAAAAUAAGAGGAACGUAACCGAACGACGAGGAUCGGAAUUAAGUUUAGAAGGUAGAAGUUCUAGUUCUUUAAGCUCGAAUAUUAGUUUAGCGCCACCUACUCGACCUAGUUCAUCGUUAAUUAGUUCACAAAAUGUUCUUCCAUUAAAGAACGGCGUUAUCGGAGGAACCGGCGAGUCAAACGAUAAUAACGUUACGAAAAACGCAUUGCCAAAAAUUCAAAGGACUCAUUCUAAUUUGCAAAAUGGUAAAGCUAACAUACCUUUGGUGAUAAACAGUGCAUUAUUGAACUUAUUGAGGCAGACUCCAGUUGUCGAGGAUAGUAACAAUAGAGUCACAUACACGAACAUCAAUACGGAUGCUGUUAGAGUAAACGGGUCGUGAAGCUUUUAUUAAAGAUGUGAUGGAUUAAGUCAUUUGAUGGGUCGUGUUUCUAAAACAGAAUCAUAAUUUCAAUAAUAACUCCGUACCGAAACUGGAAAUGCGUGUAAAGUUCCAUAGCUUUAAACUGCCAUAUUAAUGUAUGUACAUAUUUAAGUUUUAGUAUCUGAAAUUUAUUUUACAUGAACUGUGGCAGAAAGAUUUUAUUUGAUAAUGACAUUAAUUUUAGUUGACAAUCAGACUUGUCAGCAUCUAAGAAUCGAGAAUAUCUAUAGAGAAUUAUGUGGUGAUUAAUCUGCGAUAGUUUUAUAUUUGUCAUUACAACUAAUGUAUUUAUUUAAUAACACGGAAGUACGAGUAAAUUUUCACCAUUCAUUGUACAAAUUUCAUAUUAGCGAUAAUAUAAAGUAUAGUAUGGAAACUGAUAUUCAUGUUACGUUUAAAGAUUUGUUAAGUUUUACAUAUACAUGUAGUGGUUCUUUUUAAAACAGUACAAGAAUAAAUUUUUGCACAUAUUAAACUUUAUAUGACUGAACUGAGAAUUUUUGAAACUUGUAUUUUCAAAUUUCGUUAUUAAUGCUUUAAGAAUCAAUAAAAUUCGAAGAGGUUGUAAAUACUUUAACAAUAUAAACUUCCUACUUUUUAAAUUUCACUUAUUCUUUCCGUAAAAGUAUUAAAACGAUAUUGUAAGUAUCCAUCCAAGAGAAAUAGUAAACAAAAUAUAGGAUAGUAGUAAUAAGAGUAAAAGUGUGAAUAUGUACUUUCCAAAACUGACUUUUUAUAAUUCAACGCGAUAAAAGAAUGAACGGUUUAUAAAAAAUAGAUUGAUAAAUAACUGAUAAAUUAAAGUAAGUAUAUUAAUAAAUAGUACUCGAUAUUUGGCUAUCAAAUAUAAAAAAAGUAGUCCUAUAAUUAAAAAAUAUUUCAUAGUCUUCCUAUUUAAAAACAUACUUUUAUAUACUGAUUAUAAUAUGUAUAAUGUUAGUUCCUUCCCCUGCAAACUUCAUAACUUCUAAGUAAAAAUAAACCAAAUUCUGUAAAUAUCUCCAACAUUGUAAUAAAGAAUAUAUUGCUAAGAAAAUAAUUAUAUUGUAUGAAUUUUGUAUAUUUUAUAUAUACAUGUUUAUACUAAUGUGCAAAUACUGUAAUAAAAUUGCAUACA